Messenger RNA from Penicillium cinerascens, 1512 nucleotides. RefSeq lists its product as uncharacterized. The transcript has 3 exons. Lineage: Eukaryota; Fungi; Ascomycota; Eurotiomycetes; Eurotiales; Aspergillaceae. Bases 1 to 1512 code for a protein of 503 amino acids. The record is from RefSeq and is a predicted model, not a curated record.
AUGUCGAUCUCCGGCGACAGCCACAGUAGCUCUCCGCAGACCUACGAACCCGUCGUCCCCACGGAUCUCACCCGUGGCUCUUAUCAUAGCGCAAUGGGACCUGUGCCUCAGCACACAACACAGGAGACCCGCAGCUCGUCAGAGAGCAGCGGUGCCUCGCUGAAGAGCCCCCGCACAGCUCGCUUCGCCGAAGCUACAACGAUUCACUCGCCCGUCGAGCGACCUACCCGAUCUCCCUUUGUCGAUCCUCCCAAGAAUCAGUCGGGCGGUGUCGGUGAUGUGGGUUUCGGGUAUGUUAACGAUCCCGCUCAUGCAGAAGAAUCGAUGCCCCCAGCAUCGCCUCUACGAAGUGGGUUGAGGGUACCUAAAUCAGCAGUUUCGUUGAACCCGCUCAGCCCAACCUUCCGUGAGGAGUAUAUGCUUGGGAAGCAGGAGAAGCACGCCGAAAAGGAAAAUGCUCGCGACUUGAGAAUCAAACUUCGUGUCCGCAUCGCCAAGGUCUUCCUUCGUUUCGUCAACUUCGGCUGCAGUCUGAUCGUGUUGGCUUUGCUGGGAACGACUCUGACUAUCUUCAAUGCGACCAAGACUAUCCCGACGCGUAACAAUCUGCCUGCUUGGGCAGAAGGAACCAACCCAUGGGCCCAGUACUUGCUUUUGGGCAUGUCCUGUUUCUCGCUCUUUGCCUGCAUGAUCAUCUUCUGGGGUUACUGGAAGGGCGGCCACCGACGGGCUCAAAAGACCGCCAUUUACUAUACCACAUUCACAAUCUGCUUCUUCUUCUUCGACUUCAUUAUGUGGGUCGUCGGUGCGGCCAUCUACCAGCGCUCGAAGGCCACUGGUAACAAAAAAGACAUGUGGGGUUGGUCCUGCGCCCAGAAUACGCGUGAGCAGCUCUACCACAAUGUGGUUGACUAUGCUCUUCUGUGCCGUCUCCAGGACUGGGGUCUCGUCUGUGCCAUCAUUGAAAUCGUCAUCGAAGUCCUUGCCCUUCUGAUCUACUUCGUCGUCUUAUAUCGCCUCUGGACUAAGCGCCGUCUCAUGAAAUCCAUGGGCCGCCGCGACAAUGCCCGCAACGAUCUGUACCUGGCCCAACUGCAUAUCCAGUCUGCCCCCAAUACCCCAGGCUUCGCAGGGUUCUCAUCCUACCCGCCCAAAUCACCAUUCUACGCCGCUGCCGCGAUUGACAACUACUCAGCAGCUGAGAAGGGUCAGCUUAACCCGAUGACCCAGUACGCUUCUCCUCGCUCGCCAACCCGCCCUGUCCCGAACUUCCAGCUCCAGGCCCCACCCAUCAAGGUGCAGCAGCCCACCCCGCAGAUGGCCCAGGACGGAUUCCAUUCUCCGCCAGUUCCUGCAGCCCCUUCGACACAUUCUAAGUCUCCAUCUCCGCCGCUAAAUGACCCUCAACACAUGGCUCCCGCGCCGGGCGAGACGGAUUACGGCGCCGUGCCUAUCCCGGGCGCCUAUGCCAGCCCCAUGAUGCCGGGUUUCCCAUCUGCGGUACACAAAUAG